AUGUCGACCAAGAGGAUCCCCCUCUCCGCCAGCAACCCUAAUGUGGCCAAUUCGCCAAUGCGAGCCCUUGCGGGCAUCAAUGGCCUCAAAAAGGGUCGCUUGCAUGCGGACACGGUGCGGGAGGAGCCUUAUGGCCAGCCUCCGCCGGCGAAACGCCAGAUGAUCGAGCGUGGGGUGGCCUCGCCGUCACGACCCAAGACCCGAACCAUCGUCCACCGAGCGGCGGGGGCGGCGACGCGGACGACGGCGAGCACUGCCACGACACAGAGGGCGUCCGUUGCUUCUCUGAUUCCUGCGACCGAGGAGGAGUUGGCGAACCUGCGGACCUGGCACAACCAAAUCCGCAGCCGGUUCCCAAAAAUGGUUUUCUAUUUCGAGGGCAUCAUCGAAGACGAGCUUCGGGCCAAGCUCGCGAAAAAGAUUGGCCGCUUGGGUGCUCACGAGGAGAAGUUUUUCUCUAUCAACAUCACCCACGUCGUCACGAACCGGCCCAUCCCACCAGAAAAAACCAAGGGCGAACACGAAGGAGAGACGGAUCCCCACGGCGACAACGAGCAGCCCAAGACGAUUGACCCUUCGCUUCUCAACCGGCCCGCAGAUCCGACUAGGAGGAAGUUGACAUAUGACACGGCGCCUGUAAGCCGAAAACCUUCGGUCCUGAAUCAGGAUGACCCCCUCGGGCGGCCUAAGACGCGUAGCACCGAUGUCCUGGACCGGGCUCGCGACAUGGGCAAGAAGAUAUGGUCGCUGGAAAAGCUGACCAAAAUUCUGGAACUUGCCUUGUACCCGAACCGGUACAUUAAUACACGGGGCCUUGGCACAAUGCAGAGCACCAGCAAGGCAGCUGACGGCGAACGCAACUUGGCUCGGCUUCUGGAGCACGAACGCGAGCAUGGCCCCACAGAUCGCGAUCUCACCGUGUCGAGCAAUGACUUGGUGAAGUUCACGGGUCCUUACAUCUACGUGUACGACCUCGAGGAAAAGACCAAGCCUAUCAUGAUCAAGGAAUACCGGAAAGCUGCCGACCCCAAGGACCAGGAGUGGCCGCAGUUCCGCGUCACGUCGCAAGGUCGAUGUCCGUUUGUCCUUGAUGAGAGUCACGAUCACCCUGAAAAGGAGGUUCGAACCAGAACGCGGGCUGCCAAGGUCGCUGGUGAGGCAGCGGAGCCGGCGGCGCCAAAGCACAAAGCGUCCGAGAUUCUGUUGAAGAACACGGCAGGCAAACGCACCUUGGCCGAGAUGGAAGAUGGGCACAAUAGAGGAACCGCGGGUACUCGGUUGACCGAGUCGUUCGACCGGUCCAAAAUCGCGAAUCCCCCUUCGCUGGAGUUCCGUUCCCAGAACGCGUUUAUCAGCCAUGCCAAGGCCGGCCGUUUCCUGGCCGGUGAGCCCGUGGCAUCGGGUCUGCAGCCAUCCAACGUCACGUCAGCGAUUCGGUCGCAAAUGAUAUCGUCCACUACGGGUGGCGUGUUGGGAGCGAAGGCCGGGACGAGCAAGGAGAUCCACGGCCUUCAGCGGAAGGUUGUCAUAUCCCAGGAUCCAAGCUCUCGCCGGAUGGUCGAGUUGAGCCAUGAUAACGGCACGUUUGUCCGCUCAACCAGCUUCAGUCAAACAAUACAGCGGAAACUUGACCCAGUCCACGAAGAGGGGACGUCAAGACAAAGAGAGAAGCUGCGCCGCACCGCCAGCGUCCCGGUGCCCCAGGCGAGGAAGCGUGAUCUUAAGCCCGGCUACUGCGAGAAUUGUCAGGACAAGUUUGCUGAUUUUGAAGAGCAUAUUCUCUCUCGCAAACACCGCAAGUUCGCCGAGGACGACAACAACUGGGUGGAUCUAGACAACCUCCUAUCUCAACUCGCGCUAUAUCCCAUGGUGUCCAAGUCCAAUUCGCGGGCAGGAAGAAGGCGCUUCGCUUCUACUCGCCGCAUGUACCGGUUCUGGAUCAAGCUCCCGGAACCAGCUGAGAAAGACGCCAAUCCCCUGUUGACGUUCGGCAUCAUGGGUGCGGAACGGGCUGCAUACACACUCUUGAUCAAACCAGCAGAGCGACGCUCAGAUGUCAUCGUUCGCGCGAUUGCUUGCACCUACCCGCCAGCCGCCGAAAAGUUCCGCAGCAGAAACGACAUCCCCAUAGCGUAUACCAGCUACGACAGAAUCCUCCAAGACCAGGAAAUCAACGCAGUCCUCAUCUGUCUCCCACUCGACUUGCGCUACGAGUGGGCCUACAAGGCUCUCGCAAGCGGUAGACACGUCCUGCUCGACUCACCCGGCACCGGCAACCUCCGAGACAUGUUCCUCCUCUAUUGCGACUAUAAGGAACUCUAUAGCACCUUUCUGGCGCCCCCCGUCCUCCUCAAGGCCUCCCCAUACCUCUUCCACCCGAGCUGGCAAGAGUUUGAAAGCAAGCUUGACAGGCCCAAGCUCGUGAAAGUCACCGUCAACAUCUUGCUACCAACGACAAUCACAGAGGACAAGGAGGCCCGGUUCCGGUACGAGCACGCGGGCGGCUGUGGCAUGGGCGUGAUGCACGCCAUGUCGCUGUUGCGCGACUUCCCGCGCGGCGCCAUCGGCGAGGUGAGAGGCAGAUCCCGGAUGUCGAUGCGCGGGGGCUAUCCCCACGGCUCCACGGCAGCGGGCGUCACCAUCGACGCCCUCCACCGCGCCGACCACCCCAACCCGCCGCCCGGGCAGCGGGUAAUCGAAGAGCGCACCGUCACGCUGCGCUACUCGCGGGGCGGCCCGUCCCACCACGUCAUCCGCGUGCGCACCGACCGCGAACACAAGAACGCCCGCAACGGCCGCACUCUCCAGCGCAGCAUCACCACCCAGACGCACAAAGCCUACGAGCCCCGCCGCAACCCGAAGCAGCUCCCGCCCGUGCCGCAGCCCAAGGCCGACUGGACCGCCCCCAUGUACCAGCUCGACGCCUUCGUCCGCCGCGCCCGCAACCCCCUGCCCCCGGGCAUCGAGCCCCUGCACCCCCCCCCUUGGGUCGAGGCCGACGCCGCCUGCGGCCUGGGCGCAACGCUCGGCGGAGGAGUAGAGCUCGGGUCGGGCGUGGCGGAAGGGGCCGGUUCUGAGGCGGAGUUCGGCGCGGGGGGAGGGUUUGGGUCAGGCGCAGGGGCAGGGUUCGGUGGAGGAGCAGGGCCCGGCUCGGUCGCGGAGCGCGUCUCUCGUACAGAGCUCGUCCCUGCCGCCACCGGAGGUUUCGGCCCCGAAGCAGAGUUUGGCUCGGGAGCAGAGUUCGGCUCGGGCGCAGCCGCACGGUUUGGUUCAGGAGAACACCGCGUCCCAGACGCGGCCGCCGAUCCCGAGGCGAAAUCCGGCUCGCGCGCAAAGUUCAGCUCAGGGGCGGGGGCGGGGUGGUUCGGUUCAGGCGCAGAACGCAUCCCAGACGCGGCCGCCGAUCCCGAGGCGAAAUCCGGCUCGGAGGCAGAGUUUGGCUCGGGCGCAGAGCUCGUCUCAGGUGCAGAGCUUGUCUCAAGGGCAGAGCUCGCGUCAGGUACGGAGCUUGUCCCAGCCGCAGGUUCUGGUUGCGGGGCAGAGUUUGGUACGGGGGCCGAGUUUUGUGCAGGCACAAAGCUCGUCCCGGGAACUGAGUUCGUCCCAGCCGCAGCUGCAGAUUCAGGUCCAAAGACAGAGUUCGACUCGGGGACCGAGUUUCAUCCAGGCGCAAAGCUCAUCUCAGGCGCAGAACUCGUCCCGGGCACGGAGCUCGUCCCAACCGGAGGUUCCGACCCCAAGGCAUUCUUCGGCUCGGGAGCGGGGUUUGCCCUUAACACCAAUGCCGCCAAUACCGCUGGUGCCGCCGGUGCCGCCGGUAACGGUGGGCGGGCCUUCCCGGGGCGAAAGCUCGUCACAGGCACAGAAUACGGCUCGGGUACAGUUUCCGACUCGGGAACGGAUAGCGGCCCCCGUGCAAGACCGUACUCGGAGGCAACAGCCGGCUCCGGAGCCAGGCCGGACUCGGUGGCGGGGGCGCUUUCGAGGGCCUGGGAUGAUUUAGCGCCAGGGGUUGAGCUUGACAAGCUGGCCAAACCAACACCAUGCAAUAGGGAGAUCCGACAAUUUGUUGUGAUCAAGGGGGUUGAGAAGCAUUGA
This is a messenger RNA of Chaetomium globosum CBS 148.51, 4098 nucleotides long. RefSeq lists its product as uncharacterized. Gene Ontology annotation, molecular function: protein serine/threonine kinase activator activity; nucleotide binding; zinc ion binding. The transcript has 10 exons. The record is from RefSeq and is a predicted model, not a curated record. Gene Ontology annotation, biological process: regulation of cell cycle phase transition; positive regulation of nuclear cell cycle DNA replication. Lineage: Eukaryota; Fungi; Ascomycota; Sordariomycetes; Sordariales; Chaetomiaceae. Gene Ontology annotation, cellular component: nucleus; Dbf4-dependent protein kinase complex. Bases 1 to 4098 code for a protein of 1365 amino acids.